AUGACAUUACAUAAAAUAUUCGUCUCAGUGUUUAUCAGCUACUUUGUUGCUGUUGCCGGUUUGCAGACUUGUGGAGCUUUUCAUUGGCUAUUUACUGAUGUGUAUGCCUUAGUAAAGCGUUCCUUGCAGAACUAUAGAAUUUUCACUUUGUUUACAAUUGGUGAUGGUGUCACAUCUACCCUUACAUUUGCAGCAGCCUGUGCAUCAGCAGGCGUGACUGUGCUCAUUGAUAAUGAUCUUGGAAGUUGUUCCAAAAAACACUGGCAAUUUGAAACAGCUACAGGCAUGGCCUUCAUUUGUUGGUUCACCACAGUUCCAUCGUUUCUCCUGAACUUCUGGUCUAUAGCUUGGCGGUAA
Molecule: messenger RNA, 357 nt
Organism: Vigna angularis (adzuki bean)
Lineage: Eukaryota; Viridiplantae; Streptophyta; Magnoliopsida; Fabales; Fabaceae
Product: CASP-like protein 5A2
Cellular component (GO): plasma membrane
Source: RefSeq, a predicted model, not a curated record